Messenger RNA from Myxocyprinus asiaticus (Chinese sucker), 2375 nucleotides. RefSeq names its product chemokine-like protein TAFA-1. Gene Ontology annotation, biological process: neuroblast differentiation; regulation of neuroblast proliferation. The transcript has 6 exons. The record is from RefSeq and is a predicted model, not a curated record. Gene Ontology annotation, molecular function: receptor ligand activity. Bases 347 to 823 code for a protein of 158 amino acids. NCBI's taxonomy places the organism in Eukaryota, Metazoa, Chordata, Actinopteri, Cypriniformes, Catostomidae.
GCCCUUCAUUUGUGUUUAAAUGUGAAGCGGAAAAUCAUCUCCGUGGCUCAGGGGAGUGAAGGGGCGAUUCUAGUGUUAGAUGAGCGGGUUUGCUGUGCUUUAAAUAUAGUUCAAGCUAUAUUUCUCUUUCUUUCGGUCUAUCUUUGUCCUAUCGUGUCCCUGACUUCAGCUUCAGGCUUCAAACUGGGAGGACAAAAGAAAAAGCUUUGAGAAUUUCUUCAAGAGAACAAUACCAGGACACAGGGAUAUCUGGAAACCUCACAAUGGAUGGAUUGUGGACAAAGUGUUGAGUUCACCCACAGUUGUCCCUGAAUGAUACAGAUUUAAUUAGAAAUUCCAGGUCUGAAUGCAUCUCACACCCUGCACAGCACUCAAAAAGCUCCGAACUUAUACAGAGGUGAGGAGCAUUGGGAUGUCGUGGCUGGUGUGGGUGUGGGCCAGUGUGACAGUCCUGCUUAUGUGCGAGGCCACGUUUUAUGACACCAUACAGCAGCACCUGGCCCCGCCUGGAACAAACAUACAGAUUCUCGAAGGCGGGACAUGCGAAGUCAUCGCGGCACACAGGUGCUGUAACAAGAACAAGAUUGAAGAGAGAUCUCAGACAGUGAAGUGCUCCUGUUUACCGGGGAAAGUGGCAGGAACCACCAGGAAUAAACCCUCCUGUGUUGAUGCCUCCAUAGUGAUUGGGAAGUGGUGGUGUGAGAUGGAGCCCUGUCUCGAGGGAGAGGAGUGCAAGACCCUGCCAGACAACUCUGGCUGGAUGUGCUACUCCGGGAACAAGAUCAAAACCACCAGGAAUACCCACCCAUACACAUCCUUGUAGCAAAGCUCAUGACGGUGAAACUUGACAAAGGUUUGCUAUUGUAUUCCCUCAUUUUGACUGCUUAGACAUGGUGAUUUUGUGAAGGCAUAAAGUAAAUGUUUUUUUUUUCUCCCUUUUUCUCCCCAAUUUGGAAUGCCCAAUUCCCAAUGCAUUCUAAGUCCUUGUGGUGGCGUAGUGACUCGCCUCAAUCCGGGUGGCAGAGGACAAGUCUCAGUUGCCUUCUCGUCUGAGACUGUAAAUCCGCGGAUCUUAUCACGUGGCUUGUUGAGCGCGUUACCGCGGAGACAUAGCAUGUGUGGAGGCUUCACGCCAUCCACCGCGGCAUCCAUGCACAACUCACCAUGCGCCCCACCAAGAGCAAACCACAUUAUAGCGACCACGAGGAGGUUACCCCAUGUGACUACCCUCCCUAACAACCGGGCCAAUUUGGUUGCUUAGGAGACCUGGCUGGAGUCACUCAGCACACCCUGGGAUUCGAACUUGCGAACUCCAGGGGUGGUAGUCAGCGUCUUUACUCGCUGAGCUACCCAGACCCCCACAUAAAGUAAAUGUUAACAUUUUAUUUGCAGACUGGGAAAAGUAUCUAUCUAUCUAUCCAUCCAUCCAUCCAUAAAUCAUGAACGACUGGAAAAGUCAUGGAAUUUUAUUGGUCACAAGGGGUUGGAACCAUGUGAAAAUCCUUCUUAGAUUGUUUUCUAGUUACUCAUUCAUUAUUUACUUUCUUGUUUUUCAGGAAACAUCCAAGGAAAGAAGCUGAAUCAAAGUUAUUCCAACUCUAAAACAUCAGCCAUCUCUUGUAUAAUACUUGACAUGUGUCAAUGAGUCCUCUGCUUAUAAGUCCAUCUGUGUCUGACGCUGAGAAUCAUGAACACCAGACUCUCAAAGAACAUCUUUGUGGGCAACAAACACUUCUGGUUCCCUUAUUAUUUUUAAUUGUUUGACAGCUGUCAAAUAUUAGUUUUUGCCCUGGGUAAUUAAACAUCAUCCCUUUGUGUGGAGUGUACUCAAACCAGCUUUACUUUGCCUGAAAUAAUCUUCAUCUGUAUUGUUCUUGGAUGUUCCUCUGUCUCCAGAAGUGGCUGAACAAGUUGAUUCUCCUACUGUAUGUGGUGAAACUAGCUUCCUAUUUAUGUGGAUGGUACACACAACAUUUGUCCAAGGGAGACUUUCAUGAAGCAACAUUAAUGAAGACACUUUGUACAGAACAGAAUGCUGAAGAGGACAUGUCUUGUGCAUGGAAUGACUGAUCCUGUCCAAUCCUUCCACAGAUGGCUCUCUGUUUCCCAGAACUCUAUCUCUAGUGAAAGACUUUUGAAUGAAUUUUUAUGAUGUAAUACUAAAAUCAAAUGUCCUUGGCAUGAUUUCAGAAUGUGGAAAGCUGUCAAAUUAGGUGGAAGAAAUGUUUUACAUAAAUAAAAUGAAAUCAGAACAUUCUGAUACAAUUGUAUUCAAGUGUAUGUGCUUGCAAACAAUAGUUUAAAUAUGUAAAAAAAAAAAAAAAAAAUAAUGGAUGAGAAAGUGCACUACAGCAGAGGAACAGGCGUGUUUAUGU